CAUGGCGGCUUUACAGUGAAGUUCAAAGGUCCAGACUUUUGUAGGUGUUCAUAAACGCCCAGCAGACAUAAACGCCCAUCUGUUUAAUCCGGCAGUGCAAGGAGCCACUGAUCUAUACUGUAGUCUCAUUUUUUAUUUAAUAUUAUUUUAGCACAUUUACAAACGCAAUGGCGCAUGUGGAAGGAAACAAUGUGACUGUUUCUCAGGGGGUUCGUAUGCUGUUCAGUCUGAUGACUCCUAAUGAAUCAUCAUUCGCGACUGUUCAAGAGGUGCCGAAAUAUGUUAAUCAGGCCACACCAUAUUUCUUUGGUUUGAUAUUAUUGGAGAUUGUGUUGGGAUGGUUAAAGACAGAUGGCCCUCGCAUCAAGAUAAACGACUUCAUCACGUCUUUGUCUGCAGGCAUGAUGUCCCGUCUGCCUCAGCUCGUGAUGAGAAGUUUGGAACUGUCAGCUUAUAUUUAUGUCUGGAACAACUUCUGUUUAUUGGAGCUUCCCUGGGAUUCGGCUUGGACGUGGUGGCUUGCGUUUCUUGGUGUGGACAUGGGAUACUACUGGUUCCAUCGGUUUGCCCACGAGUUAAACAUCCUGUGGGCUGCCCAUCAGGUUCACCACAGUUCUGAAUACUACAAUCUGUCGACAGCACUACGCCAGUCUGUCACCCAGCAGGUUUCCUCAUUGGCGUUUUACCUUCCGUUGGCGCUGAUGGUCCCUCCGUCAGUUUUUGCAGUGCACAUACAGUUUAACCUGCUCUAUCAGUUCUGGAUUCAUACUGAGCUGGUCAAAGAUCUUGGACCUCUGGAGUGGAUCCUAAAUACUCCCAGCCACCACAGAGUUCAUCAUGGGCGAAAUCCAUAUUGCAUCGAUAAGAAUUAUGCAGGAAUCCUGAUCAUAUGGGACAGGAUGUUUGGUACAUUCGCUCCUGAAAGUGAUAAGGUUGUCUAUGGGCUCACACACCCAAUCAGCACGUUUGAAAUCUGGACUGUUGAGUUCCUUUAUUACCCGUACCUAUGGCAGAGGUUCUGGGAAGCUGAAGGAAUUUCAAAUAAGCUGUCCGUCAUUUUUAAAGGGCCAGGCUGGACUCCAGGAAAACCAAGACUGGGAGACAUCGCUGAUAUACCCCAGAUUACAGGAGAGGAAAUGCCUCACGAUCCAACAUGGUCCCCUGCGAUGCAAGCCUAUGUGCUUGUACAGUUCCUUCUUUUGCUGGAUGUAUAUAACAACUUAUUAAAGGAUCAAACGAUACUUUCUGAGAUGACUGCACUUCUUUUGACUGCCUACGUAUUACUUUCUCUAACUUCUUUGGGCUUCCUGAUCGAUCAGAGGGCUAAUGCAGCUGAAAUGGAGAUGCUGAGAUGUGUUUUGAUAAUGGCUCUUCAACAGUUUGGUUACAUUAAGCCUCUGGUGCCUCUGUUGGCUUUUCCGAUUGAAGCCUUUGUCUUAAUCUCUGCAGUCUACUGGAGUCUACAGUGUGUGAACCAGCGAAUCAACAGGAUGAAGAAACAAAACUAGAUAAGACAUCAACAGCAAACAACCUCAUACUGACACAUUACACACAAACAUUUUACGAUUCGGUGUCCCGCAUCAGUGACAUCUUCCAUACAUUUAACUGUGAGAUUUGUCCUUUUAACUUUACCAGAAAACUACUGCUCUCACAAACACUUCACACUUUAGUUUGGCAUUGAAGAGAUGCUAUAAAAAUAUCAUGAGUUAAGAUAUUGUAAAGACAAUAUGAUUCGUAGUUCUCAGAAUGGUACGAACCAGCUUAAAACUAACUUUUAACUUUUAACAUGUGGUAGAUUAAAUACAAAAUGUAUCAAAUAAUACAAGUACAAUAACUAGUGUAUUAUGAAGAAUUUUGUAAAAUUAUACACCAAUUUUGUCAUACUGUACAGAAAAUACUUGACCUCUUACUGACGUUCCAACAUGCUUUUAAUUGUAAGUAAUUGUGACAUAAAAUAUUCUAUACCUACAUAUAUGUGUAUGUACUAUUUUAGUAAAACUCAGUCUGAAUAAACCCAAAAAGACUGGUUGUUAGCUGUGGUAAUUGUACGAGUUAACACCAGGUGGUGCUAGCAGGACUCCUAAAACAGUGUCCCAUUUCAUUCAAUAGCCUACAUGUGUUUAUUGAUCAUUUUAAUGCUUGUCAGGGCUAGUGUCACUGGAGAGCAAUUACACUACCACUGUCAUAUGAGCUGACUGUUUUGAUUAGUUCAAAUUAAAUUAGUUCAUAAUAAAGAACCUUGGUAUAUUUGAAAAAAUGAAACCACUACAGUCAGUGUGCAGUCAGUCAGCAAGACAAAUAAUGCAACAAAAAGAAAAACAAUCUGCCUCCCAACAGAAUAAGAACAUUCAUUUUAGUAAAUGUUAAUGAGAAUAAAACUAUAUUUGAUUUUAUAUUUUCUUUGUCAAAGCUUGUUUAUAUGAUUUAAAACAGCACCUUUCUAACAUGAUAUGACGUGCUUGUCACUAUUUCAUAGUUUCACAGUUUCAUAACAUCUGGAUUUCACACCUGGAAUAAAGCAAGGUGGCGUGCCUAA
This is a messenger RNA of Sinocyclocheilus rhinocerous, 2536 nucleotides long. It is a transcript of the gene agmo, whose product is annotated as alkylglycerol monooxygenase. Gene Ontology annotation, cellular component: endoplasmic reticulum. The transcript is spliced from 13 exons. Bases 168 to 1508 code for a protein of 446 amino acids. Gene Ontology annotation, biological process: lipid biosynthetic process. Gene Ontology annotation, molecular function: iron ion binding; glyceryl-ether monooxygenase activity. The record is from RefSeq and is a predicted model, not a curated record. NCBI's taxonomy places the organism in Eukaryota, Metazoa, Chordata, Actinopteri, Cypriniformes, Cyprinidae.